CUGUUUCAAAAUAAUUCACCUGAUCUUGUCUUUUUGACAUGUUGAACUAAAUCAAAUUAAAACAUCAUUUAUACAUUAAGUUAUACAUAUAAUAUAUUUUUUUGUUAAAAACUAUGAAAGUUUAAUCAUUUAUUUGGAUAGUUUAAAGUGAUUAGUUUACCGUGGAAAGAGUACGAUAUCAACAAGGCAAUCGUUGGGAAACCAGGAUCAAAUGCAGAUUUCUUUCGUCUUAUUUAGAAUUCUUCCUUAACUAUCACUCCAUAAUGUCAUCAAGAAUAGAACUCGGUUUCAUGGAGACUUUUGAACUGUCCAUUGCACAGGAAGACUAGACAAUUUUGAGUCGUUCUAAACAGCAUCAAAUGACACAAUAGUUUAUUUACAAAUAUCGACCAAUCAUGAAAUGGGAAAUAUGAACCAAUCAAAAUCUUCCCCAUAAAAUCAUAUUUUUAUACACCUUAAAAUUAUACUCAACAGAACAUUUGAAAAUAAUUUACCAUUAAUGCAUUAACUUUUUAUGCCCGAAAUCAUGUCACAUAUAAAUUAUAGUUCAAAUACAUCAGAAUCAGAUUUGAAUGAAAUAUCAUUUUCAUUAAUUGAUUCAAAUGAAGAGCAAGAAAUUAGCUAUGAAGAAGUAGAAGAAUUAAAAAAUGAACUGAUAUUUGAGACAGAACGACGAAGAGAAUUGCUAAAAAAUACACAAACAGUAGUAACCACAUCAGGAUCUUUAUGUUCAUUAUCUUUGUCAACUACAACAAUGGCGAUAACAUCAUCAUCAUCACCACCACCCAUGUCAUCAUUUUCACCACAGAAACAAUUGCCACUGUCCAGUAGUCAAUUGACUUCAUAUAGUGAAACGAAUAGAAAAUGUUUGGCUACAACAAAACAUGAUCGUCGAAUGGCUAAACAAAUGACAGAACGAAAACGACGUGAUCGUAUCAACGCGUUAUUAGAUAAUUUGAGGACACUUAUUUUGAAAUUAUUGCAUAAAAAUCCACGUCAUCAUCGGAAAUUAGAGAAAGCUGAUAUUUUAGAACUGGUUGUUUCGUUUCUUAAAAAAGAAUUACAUCAAAAUCGUUUUAGAACAACAUCGUCUAAUUCACAACAACAACAUCAGGACAACUGUAGAUCAAUUUAUUCAUUGCAAAAUUUAAAUUAUUCUUCAGGAAUUGAAUCAUCAUUAGCAUCUAUAGUUUAUCCUGAUAAUCAUAAUAAUUAUUAUCAACAUCGUUUAAUACCAUCAAUUCCACAAUCAAAUCAUCAAUUAACAAAUAAUUAUUAUUUUAUGAAGAAUCAUGAUAAUGGUCCAUCGAAAAUCAAUAAUUAUCCCAUUUCUAAUCAUAUUGAACAGAAUACUAAAAGUGUUUAUCCAACAAUAUCAUAUCAGCCAUCGUAUAAACAUCAACAUCAAUCAAUACCGUCAUCUCACUAUUCCCAAUCAACAAGUUAUCAACCAAUUGUAUUUACGUCAACAGAUGAUAUGAAUAAGGAAAAUCAAUUGAUAACUGGUGUUGGAAAUCUGCAAAACCACACGAAUACACCAAUAACAAAAGAUUUACAUUAUUAUCCGACGUGUAAUUAUGACGAUUAUACAUUUGAACAAGAUGCAGUCCGUCAACCAUUGAACAUAUUGAAUAAAGCUAAUAGCUUCAUUGGUCAAAACAACUGCUACUAUUCAGAUUCUAAAAUAAUCAACCAAACAUGUCACCAUCAGAUUCAACCGAAUACACACUCAAAAAUUUAUCCAGAUAUAUUAAAUAGUCAUUUAAAUUAUAAACUAUUGCCAAUCAAAGAUGAAAAUUAUUCAAAAUCGCACCCAUACAAUAAUUACGGUGUUGGUAACCAAUCAUUUCGUAGUGUUACUAAUCAUGAAAAGAACAAUAGUAAUGAUAAUAAUAGUUCAGAUUUCACCUUUGGUAAUGAAAGACUAUGUUCAAAAGAAACGACAAGUCUUGAAAGACUAUGGAGACCAUAUGUUUGAAUUUUAAUCUGUUUCAUUUAUAUUUAUGAAGCGUGAUUAUAAGCCAUCAAUUUAUUUGUAAUUAAUCAUUUAUUUACUAAUUUUUCUACUGUUAGUUUAAAAUAGCUAAUACAUAGAAUGCCAACAUUUUAUUACACAUCACCCUAUUUUGCAUGAGCUACUGAAAACUAUUUGAGUAGUGUAAAUUUACUUUUAAAAUAUAUGUGUGUAUUAAUACAACGACUAAUAUAAGUAA
This is a messenger RNA of Schistosoma haematobium, 2213 nucleotides long. RefSeq names its product hairy and enhancer of split 2 (gene HES2). The transcript is spliced from 4 exons. Lineage: Eukaryota; Metazoa; Platyhelminthes; Trematoda; Strigeidida; Schistosomatidae. The record is from RefSeq and is a predicted model, not a curated record. Gene Ontology annotation, cellular component: nucleus. Bases 515 to 1978 code for a protein of 487 amino acids. Gene Ontology annotation, molecular function: DNA-binding transcription factor activity, RNA polymerase II-specific; RNA polymerase II cis-regulatory region sequence-specific DNA binding; protein dimerization activity. Gene Ontology annotation, biological process: regulation of neurogenesis; regulation of transcription by RNA polymerase II; anterior/posterior pattern specification.